Ascoidea rubescens DSM 1968 is the source of this 1239-nucleotide messenger RNA. It is a transcript of the gene BIG1, whose product is annotated as Big1p. Lineage: Eukaryota; Fungi; Ascomycota; Saccharomycetes; Ascoideales; Ascoideaceae. Gene Ontology annotation, biological process: (1->6)-beta-D-glucan biosynthetic process; fungal-type cell wall biogenesis. Bases 1 to 1239 code for a protein of 412 amino acids. The transcript has a single exon. The record is from RefSeq and is a predicted model, not a curated record. Gene Ontology annotation, cellular component: endoplasmic reticulum membrane.
AUGUGGUUCUGGAAACACCUUCUUCUUAUCGUGGGUUUAGCUGUUGCUGUUCUUUCUUCUCUCCCCCAACACCAGCACCAUCCACCAGCCAAUGCUCACAGCAAUGCUUACAGCAAUGAUCUCCAGCAAGAAAGUGCUGGACCUGAGCUCUUCCAGUCUCCUGAGCUUGUCAAUCCUCCAUUGAUAGUGUCUUCAGCCAAGUUGAUUCCUGGAUUGUUGCCAAAGGUCCCCAGAAUCAAGCCCAAUCCUUAUCCCAUCGACGAUAUCUUGAAACUCUCAAAACAGCUAAUCUCUUCAUGUUCCUCAAAUUCUUUUAUUUUGAUAAACCAACCUGGUUUGACACUAACUGACUUGAAAAACUAUGACAAUGUUCCUAAUUUGAUAUCCUACUUGGACUCCUUUUCGACUGUUCUAACCUUUCCUUUUGCUGAAUCGCCUUCAACUGAUUUUUUCAAUAAAAAAAUAUCAAACUACAUCAUUAGAAAUUGCAAUGCUGAGAUCAUUCACGUUAAUCAAGACGAUGGUGAUGAUGAUGAUUCUGUUCCACAUUAUAUUGAUACAAGAACAAAAAUCAUUUUAAUCAAUUUCUCAAAAUUGCCUACAAACAAUUAUCAUUUGCGAAAUUUCAGACUACAAGAAAAUGAUUUAAUAUUAAAGAAAAUUAUAAGAAAACUACCUACUCCAUACCAUUCAAUUUUUCUAACUUCAUUAAAUACAACAACUGUCGAUGAAAACUCUUUUGAAUUUUUCACUAAAUUUUUAAGAAACAACAACGACAACAACGACAACAACAACAACAACAACAAUAAUAAUAAUGAUAAUAAUAAUAAGCAAAAUAAUAAAAUUAAAGAUAAUAUUAAUCAAUAUCAAUUACUUAAAAAUUUUAAAAAUUUUAAAAAAAUCAGUGAUAAGUUUUUAGAUAUCUUCCCUGAUAUAACAUUAAAAGAUGAAAGAUUUCAAGAAGUUGAAAAAAAUGAUAAAAUUAAUUACGAAAUGUCAAAACCAACCUUUAAACCUAAAAAUAUCUUGGAAUCAAUUAAAAAUGAUAGAAAAAAUGAUAGAAAAAAGGAAAUCCACUUAUUAAAUAAAGACUUCUUGAUUGAAAAUGAAAAUUUUAUAUUAAUCUUGCUACUAACUAUCGCUUUAUCCAUUUUUUUCCAUUUCAUCUCAACUAUAUUUAAAUUUUUCAAAUCAAAACAAAAAAAAAGAUUUGAUAUUAAUAAAGGCAAAAUAUUAUAA